GAGGCAAUGAUAAGCACCUUUCCCUACAUUGGAGUAUUACAACUGUUUAAUACCUUUAUCUACUUUUAAGAUUAGAUAUCGAGCUUGAACUUACAUCUUUACUUGAUUUCUAACCGGUUACCGAAUUUGUGAAUAAAAAUGUUAUGCAGGAAGAAGAAAAUUAACGAAGAAACAAAAAGAUCUAACGUUAUCGAUAACGCGCUCAAGAGCGAGAAGAAAAAAUUAGACAGGAUACAACGAAUACUGCUUUUGGGAACGGGAGAAGCCGGUAAAACGACAAUUAUUAAGCAGAUGAAAAUUAUUCACAUUAACGGAUUUUCUGAACAGGAGAAACGGGACAAGGUGGCCAAUAUCAAGCAAAACAUACACGAGUCAAUUUACGCUCUUAUUUAUAAUAUGAGCAAAAUUGAUCCACGGACCAGUUUAGAAGCUAAAAACUGCGCGUUAGGAGAAUACAUACUUCAAAUAGGUGAGGCAACGCCACGGGAAUUUACUGAUGAGUAUUACAAUACCGUAACCGCUUUGUGGGCGGACUCGGGUGUAAAGAACACGUUUCAACGCUCGAAUGAGUUUCAACUCAUUGACAGUGCUGCACACUUUUUAGAUCGAAUAGAUAGCAUAAGAGAUCCAAAUUAUGUGCCUACUGUACAAGAUAUGUUGUACUGCCGCACAAGGACGGUAGCAAUAUCAAAAAUCGAAUUCACCAUCCCUUACAAAGGACAAAAUGUGGACUUUUGUAUGUAUGACGUUGGCGGACAACGCGGAGAAAGAAAAAAGUGGAUAUCGGUGUUUGAAGGCAUAGGCGCAAUUUUGUUCUUAAUAGCUGCAAGUGAUUUCGAUCAAACACUAAGAGAGGACGGCGUAACAAAUCGAUUAAACGAAGGAUUUAAGGUGUUCAAAGACAUAUUUUGGAGCAGAUUCGUGCGAAAUGCUGGUAAAAUUGUAUUCUUAAACAAGCAGGAUAUUUUAAAAGCUAAAGUUGAAAGUGGAAAACAGUUAGAAAACUAUUUCCCCGAAUUUGCAAAUUACGAAAAGGCCGAACCUAAUCAAUAUCAUCGUGCUAAAUUUUUUAUUCGCGAUCAAGUGCUGAAAAUUGCGAGCAGGCCACCAAAACCCGAAAUGGUGGAUUUUUUUCCAGAUGUUGAAAUAAAGCAAAAUGUGAAAUCGGAAUUACUGUUUGUACAUUUCACUGUCGCAACCGAUACCAGCAACGUGAAAUUAGUUUUUAACGAUAUUAAAGAUAUUAUUAUAGCAAUAAAUUUAGGAAACAGCGGUCUGAUUUAGACUUAUUAUUUCUUACAUUGUACACACAUAAAAUAAAAAUAAAUUUCUUUUACAA
Molecule: messenger RNA, 1339 nt
Organism: Photinus pyralis (common eastern firefly)
Lineage: Eukaryota; Metazoa; Arthropoda; Insecta; Coleoptera; Lampyridae
Product: guanine nucleotide-binding protein G(f) subunit alpha-like
Exons: 7
Coding region: 139-1284 (381 amino acids)
Biological process (GO): adenylate cyclase-modulating G protein-coupled receptor signaling pathway
Cellular component (GO): heterotrimeric G-protein complex
Molecular function (GO): G protein-coupled receptor binding; GTP binding; G-protein beta/gamma-subunit complex binding
Source: RefSeq, a predicted model, not a curated record